Molecule: messenger RNA, 2914 nt
Organism: Caenorhabditis auriculariae
Lineage: Eukaryota; Metazoa; Nematoda; Chromadorea; Rhabditida; Rhabditidae
Source: the annotation of a GenBank genome assembly
AUGGCUGCUAACUUCUACGAAAAAAACACCAGGUAUUAUCAUAUUCAAACAGUUUAUUGUAAUUUUUAUUGAAGAGAAUUGAAGGUUUUUUUUUUCAAAAAAUGGGAAUAAUUUGAGAAAAAAAAAUGAGAAGGCAUGGGAACAAUUAUGCGCCUUCCUUUUUAAAAAUUGUGUUCAGCGGGUUGAACGCCGAUCGUUUCAUGAGCAAGUUCGACGAGUCGACGCUCGUCAAUGUUCAAAGACAUUACUGGACAGCGCGACAAUUCAUUCGUUCCAAACUAGGGAAAAAGGUUCAUUUUCUUUUUUUUGGGUCUGAGUUUCAUUAUUACUAUAAAUUUAUUUCAUGAAAUUCAGAUAACAGUACAAUACUCAAAUUGGUCAUGUUUUAAUUUUCGUUAGAGCGGACAUAACUAUAAAUAUAUAACCCAUAAGUUCUAUGCUUAUUUUUCAAAUAAAUGUUUCCGUAAAUCUUGAGAUAUCUCUGGAGGGGGGGCCUUGUAAUUCAAAAACGGGUCUUGAACAGUUCAUUAACUACCGUAGUCGUACGAUUUACCCUUGAUUUUUUUUUUCAAAGUUUUCUUCCACUGCAAAGAACGCUCUUUUGUAAUUUUUUUUAAAGAGGCGAGUUGAAGAAAGUACGCUUCAAUUAAUUUCACUUGCGGCUUUUUGAAAAUAUUGAAUUCUGAAAGGAAGACGAGCACUUGGAAGCCAGCGAUUUGGAGCUCGACACUUGUCUUAACCUUUACCGAUCAGUACAGUCAACUUCGACUCAGCUGCUCACUUGCAUAGACGCAUAUGUCACUUUUCAAUACGGUAAGUUCACUAGAUGGAAUUCAACGAAAAAUGAACUGAAGACGAGGCUCUUGUGGAGAACGUCCUCGGGAAGUACAUGAAAGAGAAGGGGAAGCAGGAAAAGGCCGAAAACAUCAAACGGUCUCUAAUCGCUGUGGGACGUUGUCUAAUGUUCGCUAGUCAUCAAAUGAAUGCCGCCAGAGUGCCUCUCUCAACGUUUGUUUUUCUUUUUGGUUGCGUUUAUUUUUUUGAAAGAAAAUGGUUUUCUAAUGUUCAUGGAUACGAAUCUUUACAGCCAUAGGGGCAGUAAAAAAAAAUAGGGUUGCAGAAAACUGUGUCAUUUUGUAAAGCUUCUUCUUGUCUGUUGAACGAUGAGCUUGGAAACUUACAAAACUUCCUAGUUUUUGAGAAAAAUAAUUCAAAGUCAAGAGUAGAGAAAGGUUGAGUUCCCGCCAAAAGGGCGUUUUGCAGUAAAGUUGCUCUAUGGACAAAAAGCAUUGCGAUUUUUCAGAUUUUCGCUUUUUGAUUAGUUUUUUUUUUCAAUUUCAAAUUUUUUCUGUUGAUAGAAAAGUUUUUUUGUCAUGAAAACUUUCUGUUUAUGUGAAAUUUGCAAAUAAUGAUCGUAAAAUGCUACUCUGUUGAAACAGCUUUCGGUGGGGAUAUCGAUAUUUCGCGUUCCCUUUAUUAUUCGUGUGUGUUUUGUGUUCGCCUAAUAACUUUUCAAAGAAAGAAGCUUAAAAAUUUUCUCUAGACCGAUCCAAAGAAUAUUUCAAAAUUGAAAGGCGAGAAAAAAUCACGUUCUUCUUCGAAAGUACUCAUAUCUGCGCUUUUUUGAGUAGACCUUUCGAUUUUCAAUGAAAAACUACGAAAUACUGCUUUCACCCCAAACCCCAUUUUUUCUGCCCCUAUGCCAACGAGAAAAUAUACUGAAAAUUGAAGGUUUCUGGGAAAACUUGCGGUUUUUGUGGAAAGAGCCAUUGGAGACUGCUCUCAAACAGUAGAAGCGGUGGAGAUGGCACGAACUGAAUACCGCGGAAGUUUGCUCUGGAUGAAAAAGACCAGCGAAGAGGUUCCAAUUUAAGAGUUCUGACGCAAUGAAGUACUCUUCCAGUUGGAUCCUGAAGUCGAAGGAUCGAUGGAGAAGUUCCGCGACGCUCAAGCCACCGUCCGAGUCAACAAAGACAGAUUAGACAAGCUCAAGACGGACACUCUUCAGAAGGUUGGUCGACUGUCUAGCCCGCGACCGGGUUUCGUUUUCAGGUGGACCUGCUGUCUGCUUCGAGGUCGAAUCUUCUGUCUCACGUCCUGACGCACUACCAGCACGCCUUGUACAACCACUAUGCCAGAACAGCGCGAGCCUACGAAACUCUUGCGGAGAACAUCUCCUCGCUCAACGACUACGAGUUUGAAGUUCUCAGUGUAGGUUUUAUUCUCCCUUUUAAAAAUCUUCUUCUCAUUUAGCAUCUCUUUACCGGUGUAAAACAGCCUUCAGCUUCAAAAGCGUCCAAGUAUGUUACGGAUGCCAAUCAAGUACACAAUAAAGGGUCCUAGGAAAGAACCGGAAUCAGUUGAACAGCCUAUGGAGCCACAGGAGGCCGAGAUAGCCGAUUUACUUUUUGGAAGAGAGAGUCCAUUGUUCACUCUCGACGAGGAAGUCCCUGAAAGAGAGUCCGACAGUCCGCUUUGCGAGCCCGUUGAUCCACAGACUCACCAGCCAUCUCCAAAAGAAGUUCCAGCGAAGGUUUUCAAAAGGACCUUUUUGAAAUUCCUAUUGAGUUUUUGUUCAGUAUAACUUUGCCGUUGGCCCUCUAGCGCCUUUGUACAACUCCGAACUGCCCGUUCCAGCUUUAAAUCCACCUCCGUCCUCUUCACAACCAUCGCUGAUCUCACUGCACUCUUCAGGUUUAUAUCAGCUUUUUAUCAUGUUUUUUCUACUUUACGAGCUUGUAGAUCUCCUGUCAAUGUUCGGAAACCGUGAAGGAACAAAAAAGACGCCUUCUCCGCAAAGGGCUCAACCAACGGUGAUCUUUAAAAAUUAUCCAAAGAAAACAAAGGUUUCCAGGAUUGGUCGUCACUUCUAGAGGGAUUUGAGCUGCAGAAAAUCGACAACUCCUUUUUAUAA